AAUGCGGUUAGUGCUUUCCACAACGUCGAACUUCGAGCAUCUCGCGGUGGCGAUAGAUUUUUCCAGGUUUUCAUGAGUGCUUUCGUUCCGAAUGUGCGGUGCUGGUUGUGCAGUACGAGUAAGUAAGUAAUGUGGCUUAGAAGCGUGCGGAUCUGAUCAGCAGCCUAAGUGUGAGUUCAUACACUGGACGAGCGCUGGACCGAGUGGGCAUGUGAUUGAAGAGGUGUUAUUUGUUUGUAAACUAAAACCGACCGAGACUGUGAAGUGAAAAAGUGGUUCGUUUGGAGUUUGCGAUUGUUGUUUUGUUUUUAUUUUACGUUUUUUUCGGGACAUUCUGGACAGACGCUAGGGGCAUUUUGAACUGGUGCUUGUGAGUUCGUCGGUUUUCGCUGUGUUGACAUAAGUUUACGGUGAAUUUUGCACGGGAGUUUAUUGUGCGGAACUAAGAUUGCGUGCAUGCUUGCAGUUUGCCUGGCAAGGAUUUGUGGCGAAGGUGCUGUAAACAGAAAGUGAUUAAUUGGAAAGAACCCCUGUCGAGCUGUCGGUUUCCACUGCGUCUUUAUUGCUGCCGGUGCAGUUAAGCGGCGCGGUCUGACGAGUUCUGCUCUGUCAGCACAAUUUGCGGUUUCCCGCCACGAACACGAUACGAACCGACGACAACCGCGUACUCAAGUGGGGCCCACUCGUGUUUUCGGACCUCCUCUCGUUCGCCGUUGCAGACCGUGUGGAGAAAAAAAAGGUUGGCGUAAUCUCCGUCAGCGUUGCGGUUUAGUGUGAUCGAUACGCAAACACGAAACACAAAAACAAAGAUGUUCAAACUAGCUGUCCUUCUGGUGGUGUUCAGCCUGGCGAAAGCCAGCCGCUUCCGUGACGAGUAUCCGGGUCCAUUCUGUGCCGCCCGGCGGUACGAUCAGUGCUGCCACAACCGCCAGGAUGGCUGCUCGCAGCCGAUAUCCACCACACUCUGCUAUUGUGACGAGUUUUGUGAGCGAGGCGAACAUGGCGAUUGCUGUCCCGAUUAUGAAGAAGUGUGUCUAGGGUUGCCUCCUCCGGAACCGACCAUUGAAGCUUGUCAACACAAAGGACAAAAAUUCACCCCAUUCGAUCCACCUCUUGUGGAUAACUGUAAUCUUUGCACGUGUGAAAAUGACGGCACAAUAAAGUGCACCGAAGACGAAUGCCUGGUGGAUGAGGAACUGCUCAGACAGCUUGACCAUUUGCAGCGAUCGAUCGGCUGGCAGGCUAGAAACUACAGCGAAUGGUGGGGACACAAGUACGACGAGGGUAAAACCUUCCGGUUGGGCACAUUCUACCCGAAGUUCAAGGUGAAGUCGAUGAGCCGACUAUCCAACGGCCAACAUCAACUGCCGACCCACUUCGAUGCCGCUACCUAUUGGCCCGGUUUUAUUGGGGAAGUGCGGGAUCAGGGUUGGUGCGGAUCAUCGUGGGCGAUGUCGACGGCGGCAGUAGCCUCGGAUCGAUUUGCCAUUCUAUCGAAGGGCCGAGAAAUGGUGCAGCUCGCCCCGCAGCAGAUCAUCUCCUGUGUGAGGCGUACGCAGGGUUGCAGCGGAGGACAUCUGGACACCGCUUGGAACUAUGUGCGGCGUGUUGGAACCGUAAACGAGGAAUGCUAUCCGUACAUCUCGGCUCAGAAUGCCUGCAAAGUCCGCCCCUCGGAUACGCUGGUCACGGCCAACUGUGAGCUGCCGCUGAAGGUGGACCGAACCAACAUGUACAAGAUGGGACCCGCGUUCAGUCUGAACAACGAAACCGACAUCAUGAUCGAGAUCAAAAUGCACGGCCCGGUGCAAGCUAUCAUGCGCGUCCAUCGGGACUUUUUCUCGUACAAGAGCGGAAUCUACCGUCACUCAGCGGCUACGACUGCGGCCGAUCAGCGCUCCGGUUACCACUCAGUUCGGCUGAUCGGUUGGGGAGAGGAACGCGUUGGCUACGAAACCGUCAAGUAUUGGAUUGCCGCCAACUCGUGGGGCAGAUGGUGGGGUGAAAAUGGUCGCUUCCGUAUCCUACGUGGUACUAACGAGUGCGAGAUCGAAAGCUACGUCCUCGCUUCGCUGCCGUACGUGCACCAACAGGUGAAGCCGAUGCGAAAAGUUGGUGAGCUGCAGGAGAUGAUAGUCGGAACCGGUUACGUUCCGCAUCCGAGCAGGCGAUAUCCGCCGUACGGACGCCGAUUUGGCUGAGAGUUUGGUGGGAGAGAUCCACUAAAGAAUUAGGGUUGCGAACUGUACAGUAUUAUAUUUAGGAGAAAAGCAAGCUCGGAUCGACGGAUCUGUGGAUAUGUGUUUACUCAGUCGGUCAAAACGGCGUGGGAACGACGUUAAACCGACAACGUCAAUAAGAAUUUUUGUUUCGAUAGUCUACUGCCCAGAUCGGUUAGAUAUGUAUGUAUUGUUUUAUUAUCAGUUUAAAAAAAAACUGUGUCUUCAUGAGCACUAGUCGACAACUCGAGCAAGUAAGUGUAUUCAGUUCAACGUGUUCAUCUUCUCAAAAUUGUUUCUACGUCUUCCCUUUCGACGAGUAGUUGAGUAACGCAGCUUAUAUACGACUAUGUUAAGCAAUUAUUAUACCUACAAGAGAAAUGAAUGUAACCUGUAAAAAUUCUAUGGUGCCAAAUUUAUAUGCAAGCAAACGCGCCCACACACGCAACUGGGAUAGAAUGAAACGAAAUUCCACAGUACGAGAGCAAACCAGCUUCUUGGUUUGCAUUAUUUUUACUUUGUUUCACUGAUAAUGAUAUUAAAAUUAUCGAAUUAAGAUAAUUAUUGUUCGCAUGUAAAUCUUGAAGGUUAUACAGUAAUUUCAAUUGUUUAAAUAUAUGUGUUCAGCGUUAAGCUAAUUGCCAA
Messenger RNA from Wyeomyia smithii (pitcher-plant mosquito), 2864 nucleotides. It is a transcript of the gene Swim, whose product is annotated as tubulointerstitial nephritis antigen-like. NCBI's taxonomy places the organism in Eukaryota, Metazoa, Arthropoda, Insecta, Diptera, Culicidae. The record is from RefSeq and is a predicted model, not a curated record. Gene Ontology annotation, cellular component: lysosome. The transcript has 9 exons. Bases 810 to 2201 code for a protein of 463 amino acids. Gene Ontology annotation, biological process: proteolysis. Gene Ontology annotation, molecular function: cysteine-type peptidase activity.